Nymphaea colorata (pocket water lily) is the source of this 2596-nucleotide messenger RNA. RefSeq lists its product as uncharacterized. The coding region runs from base 63 to 2534 and encodes 823 amino acids. NCBI's taxonomy places the organism in Eukaryota, Viridiplantae, Streptophyta, Magnoliopsida, Nymphaeales, Nymphaeaceae. The transcript has 12 exons. The record is from RefSeq and is a predicted model, not a curated record.
CCUGGCUCCCUCUCUCUCUCUCUCUUUCUCUCCCCAUCUCGAUCUCUGUCUCAUAGAAGGCAAUGGCUGAGGACGGAGACGACCUGAUCGACCUAGCGGCGGAAACUUCUCCGGUGCCUCAGAGAAAGCUCAGGCGCCUCAAGAGAUCUGGGGCCCCAGAUCUCGAGCCCAAGACACCAAUUUCGAAAACCCUAGAUUUCGGGAAUCCGGAAGAAAAGGAAAUCGCGGGGUUUAUGAGAUCGCCUCUUCUGGACGGGUUUGAUUCGGAUGGUUUUCGGCGGGCGGAGGUUGCUGUCUCGGGGGAUCUUGCGGAAGAGGUCGGAGGGUUUGAGGAGACUGGUAACGUUUCUGGCCUACCGGAUGAAGGAGAACAGGGGGUUGAGAAUUUUGGAGACGGUGCCUUUUAUAGGGGUAACGAUGGAGAGGCCAGACCUAUGGAGGUUUUGGGGCAGGAUGCUGAUGGCAGGCAGGGCGAUCGAGCAGAAGAACGUAACGAGGCUUCUGAAAAUGAUGGCGAAUCUAGUGGUGACGAUGGGGAGGAAGAACGUGUUGUGGCUUCUGAAAAUGGUGGUGAAGAUAGCCCUGAUAGUGGGGGAGAAGAGCAUAUGGAGGAGUUCACAAGUGCUGCUGAUUUUAGCAGCAGAUGCGAAGAUGAGGUGCAAGGGGCGUUGCGGGAGGAUAGAAUCUUCACAAAAUCAGCCGAUUCAGCUCAUUUGAAAACAAAGAGAAGGCGCGGAUCCGACGGAGAAGGAAAGACGAAGAAACGGGGCAGGAACACUAAGGUUGGAAGUAACGACGAGAGGGGGAGCAUCUCAGCUUCCAAUAAACGAAAACUAGAGAAGGAAAGAAGGGCUUAUCUGCAGCAACUUCAUGCGGAAUCCCAGAGACUCCUUCGAGAAACUCGCGACGCAUCGUUCAAACCGGUGGUAGGUGUCAAGAAACCAGUUUCCUCCUUGCUCGAGAAGAUGCGUCAAAGGAAGCUUGAGUUGAUGCGAAGGAACGCUGAGCUGUUUACUGAUGAUAUUGCUGGUGCUGAUAAACCGGAGAGGGACACUAAUGUUGACGAAGAGAACUUGAACGCUGCAGGGAUAAAGCACGACCUGAUAGAGGAGGAAAAGUCUGACCCUCAUGUCGAUCGUAUAAGAUGUGAGGCAGAUCACUUAGUAAAUGAUGAAUCGUUUCUUCCUAGUUCACCUGGUAAUGCUUGCGGAGGUACUGCCGCCAAUGCUGCAUUACCUGAUGAAGGUGUGAAGGCUUUUAGGACUGCUUUGGAUGAUACUCAGGACAUUUUGUGUGAUACCCAACUGGGAGAGGACAAACAGGAUAUUAAUGCUGGGGUUUCACAAGAGGAAGAUGAGUUUUCUCCUUCCGUGUUGAACAUGAAUUUGAUGCUCGACUCUGUUCCACAGGAUGACGAGUCAUUUGAUGAAGAUGAUGAUAAAGAAAAUAUCAACCCAUUUCUUGGCAAAGAUGAUAUGGCACGUCAUUCAAAAGGGGAUCCAGUGAAAGUUUUUGUGGAUGAUGAAGCAGAGCAAGACAGUGAUGGUGGCUCACUUCAUUGCGAUGAAGAAGAGGAAGUGGAAAAUGAAGACAAGGAGCUUGAAGAUCUGAUUGCAACUGGAGACGAAGAAAUGCCCAUAGACCGUGAAAAGCGUGAUGUGCUCCACCAGAAAUGGCUCGAAGAGCAGGAUGCUGCUGCUACAGAUGAUCUUCUGCAAAGGUUGAAAUGCAAUUGGAAUGGAAAGCCUUCUCAAGACGGGGAAGAAGAAAGUGAUUAUGACAUGGACAGGGAUUCCAUUAGCGAAGGUGAUUUAGGUGGCGCAAGCCCGACUAGAGUGGUUCAAAGAAAUAAGAAGUUGAAGCUUGAUCUUUUCAAGAUAUUUCCAGAUAGGGAGGCCGCUUAUGUUUCAUCAGAUGAAGAUGAAGCUGAACAGAGUUACUUAUCCGAGCUUGUCCUUCAGCAAUCAGAAAAACAAACUUAUUUACCUCCUGAAGAAGAUGAUGGUUCUAGAGAAGUCUUUGGGCGCAUAAAGAAGUUGAAUAUUGCUCCAAAUAACAAAAAGAAGCCAAAGACUACUCCAUCUUACUUUGAUUCUCUAAUGUCUGGAGUAAACAGCAAUAGCUCUUCAAGGUCGUCUUUCCUGGGACGUGGGCAGAGCCAUUCAUUGAGACCAACCAACAAACUGGGAGUAAACAUGGUUAGAUCAUUUAUAUUUGGCCGUGAAGAUAGCAACAGCAGGAGUGGUAUUCAAAUGGCUGAUGAUCUGCACACUGAUAAGAAAGAAACCUUGGUGGAUGAGCAAAUGAAGAUGAGUACCUCACAGUCCAAAACAAAGACUGCAACUGCUGGGGGCUGCAACACAAAGAAAGUGCCUGACGCUAAUGCCGGUCUCUCUCUCUUUGAGAUCCUGAGGCGCUCUUCCUUCAGUACAGAGAAAAGCUCGUCCGGUAACAGUCUAAACUGCAGCGAAAUGACAUUUGAUGCAUUUAAAACUGUUAGGCCUACUGCUAAGAUUGAGAAAAGGGUAAGAUAAUAAUUCUUUUGUUCUUGGAUUAUUCGGUCCUCCGGUUUAAAAUAAAGCUUCGCUUUAAUAAA